Molecule: messenger RNA, 2596 nt
Organism: Panicum hallii
Lineage: Eukaryota; Viridiplantae; Streptophyta; Magnoliopsida; Poales; Poaceae
Product: HIPL1 protein-like
Exons: 7
Coding region: 279-2366 (695 amino acids)
Source: RefSeq, a predicted model, not a curated record
UAGUAGAAAUGCCAAUGCUCUUCGUCUCGUCUUCGUCUGUCUAGCUCCGCCCGGUGGUCGUAUGUGUCUAUCCAUCCAAUUGUUCAGUUGCUAUCCAACCCGAGAAGAGGGGCGCUGCCGUCUGUCAGUGUCAGUCCUGUCUGCACUCUGCAACUGCACACUGGAGGGAGCAACCGAGCGAGCCAUCGAUUCUGCUCUACAAGAAGAGGCAAGGCAGAUCGAUCGAUCGACCAUAAGAUUCAGAUUAUUCUACCAUCUUCUUCCCCGGGCGGCGAUCGAUGGAGAUGGGGCCUGCCGCCGCCAUCUGCGCGCUCCUGCUCAGCCUCCUCCUCCCUGCCUCCCUCGCCUUCCCGCUAUGCACCGACGCGAGGGCGCCGGUGCUGCUCAACACCACGCUCAAGUUCUGCCCCUCCUCCUCCGGCAACAGAAGCAGCAGCUGCUGCGACGCCGCCGCCGACGCCGCGCUCAGCACCCAGUUCAACGCCAUGAACGUCUCCGACGCCGCCUGCGCCGCCGUCCUCAAGUCAAUCCUCUGCGCUAAAUGCAGUCCAUACUCUGCUGAUUUGUUUGAUGCCGGGCCAAAGAUUCGGACAAUUCCCUUCCUCUGCAACUCCACCUUCUCAGCAACUUCUGCUCAGUCCAAGGAGACAACUCAGGACUACUGCAAACAUGUUUGGGAAACUUGCAAGGAUAUCAAAAUAAUGAACUCUCCCUUUCAACCACCCCUGCAAGGCAGUGCACCGCCUCCGACCUCAUCACCGUCGAAGCUGACUGAUAACUGGCAAUCCGAAAAUGACUUCUGUACCUCGUUUGGUGGUGCACCGAAUGAUCGGUCUGUAUGCUUCAGUGGCGACACGGUUUCAUUCAACGCCACCCAGCCUUCGCCCUCUCCUAAAGGGAUAUGCCUGGAGAGGAUUGGUGACGGAUCCUACCUUAACAUGGCUCCUCACCCUGAUGGAUCCAAUAGGGUCUUCUUGGGCAGCCAAGCUGGGAAGAUAUGGCUGGCAACUGUCCCUGAGCAAGGAUCCGGGGGUACUCUACAAUUCGAACAAGCUAGCCCAUUCGUUGAUCUGACUGAUCAGGUGCACUUUGACUCAGCAUUUGGACUCAUGGGUAUGGCGUUCCAUCCGGAAUUUGCAACCAAUGGCCGUUUCUUUGCCUCUUACAACUGUGAUAGGACAAAGUCACCCAGCUGUACGGGGAGAUGCUCUUGCAAUUCUGAUGUGGGCUGUGAUCCCACGAAGCUAGGUACCGACAAUGGUGCUCAACCAUGCCAGUAUCAAGUGGUGAUUUCAGAAUAUUCAGCGAAAGGUUCCUUGGCAAACGUUUCUGAGGCUACGUCUGCUGAUCCAUCUGAAGUUAGAAGGAUUUUUACUAUGGGGCUACCUUAUACAUCUCAACAUGGAGGCCAGGUACUUUUUGGACCCGAUGGCUACCUCUACCUCAUGAUGGGGGAUGGUGGAGGAAAGGGAGACCCUUUUAAUUUCGCUCAGAACAAGAAGUCACUCUUGGGAAAAAUCAUGAGGCUUGACAUUGACAAUACGCCGAGAGCAAGUGAAAUCAGUAACACGAGUUUGUGGGGAAAUUAUUCUAUUCCAAAAGAUAACCCGUAUGGUGAUGAUAGCGAGUUGCAACCAGAAAUUUGGGCACUGGGUCUUAGAAACCCGUGGAGGUGCAGUUUUGAUUCUGAGAAGCCUUCCUACUUCUACUGCGGAGAUGUUGGGCAGGAUCAAUAUGAAGAAGUGGAUUUGAUCUCCAAAGGCGGGAACUACGGAUGGCGUGCGCUUGAGGGUCCUCUUGUUUACCAUCCACCAUGGGCACCGGGAGGCAACACAUCACUUGACUCCAUAAACGCCAUCCCACCUAUCAUGGGUUACAGCCACUCUGAUGUGAAUAAGAACAUCGGAUCCGCAUCGAUCAUGGGAGGUUAUGUCUAUAGAGGGUCCGCUGAUCCCUGCUUGUACGGGAGGUACUUGUACGCUGACCUGUACGCGUCGGCCAUGUGGACCGGCACAGAGGCCCCGGAGAGCAGCGGGAACUACACCUCCACUCUGAUUCCCUUCAGCUGCUCCAAGGAUUCUCCGAUCGCCUGCGAGACAGCUGCUGGGAGCUCUCUCCCGUCACUUGGCUACAUAUACUCCUUUGGCGAGGACAACAUCAAGGACAUCUAUGUGCUGACGAGCAAAGGCGUCUACCGAGUCGUCAGGCCCAGCCUCUGCAGCUAUACCUGCCCAACAGAGAAGCCCGCGGCGAACAGUGGGAGAGCUCCUCCUGGUUCUUCAUCAAAGGCGGCAGCCACGGCACUGAGCAAUCAGAUGGGAGUGCUUUUGCUGUCUGUUAUUAUGUUUUGGGUCUUGAUAAGAUAGGAUCCUGCAUGCUCUCAGUCAGUGAUGUGCAAGGAUUGGAUGGUACUUUCCAUACGUUAGGAAGAAACUGAAAUAAGAAUAUACUAUAUAACCUGCAGGUUGCUGUAGCAGGGACCUUGGUGGUAUAAGUACAUAUUCAGUUAUUGCUUGCAAGGAAGAAAACAGAGUGAGGAGGGUGAAACUUUAUUCAUAGUAUAUAUAGUAUAUAUGGUCACUGGAGACUGCAUGUA